CCGCCCGGGCUUCACAGUUCACACCCGACGAGGCGACGAAGCACAACAGCCGCGGGCCCCAUCACCAUUAUCUGCGGUGCAGCUGCGCGCCCCCACAAAAAAGUAACCCGGCCCGCCCCCCAUCCGAUCCGACCAAUCAACUAACCCUAUCCCCGGUGAGACGAGACCGCCGCGGAUGGACCGCCUCGUCGCCUUCUCCCGCCGCCGCCGCCGCUGGCUCCUCCUCGUGGCGGCCGGCGCAGCGACGGUCAUCGGCGCGUACAAGAUCUACCACCACCCCGCGGUCGCCGCCCGCCGCCGCCGCCUCGUCCGCCUGGCCGCCGCGGUCGCGGCCUUCGCCGACGCCGCCGCCUCGUCCGCGGACGCCGCGGCGCUGGUGGCCUCCGACCUCGCCGAUUUCGUCCGGUCCGACUCGGACGAGCUCCCCCGCAGCGUCACGCAGCUCGCCAAGCUCGCCGCCUCCCCCGAGGUCUCCGCCACCGUCUCCGCCCUAUCCGAGGCCGUCACCGCGGGGAUACUCCGCGGCGUAGGAUCCUCAAACUCCGGCCCCGGAUCCGGCGGUAGCGUGGCCCUCUCCGAUCGCCUGGUGGACAAGCUCUUCUCCGACUCCGGCGAGCGCCUUGCGUCCGCCGUCGCCGGGAGCUUCGCCCGCCAUCUCGUGCUCGCCUUCUACUCCGUUCCGUCGCCUCCGGGGGAGGCCUCCUCCACGAUGUGGGUCAACGUGGUUGCGACUGGGAGGUGCCGGAAGGCGAUUAGCAACUGGGUUGAGGUCUUCGUGGGCACCGCCGUGAGGGAGUUCAUUGACAAGACCAUCCACAUCAACACCUACGAGCAGCUCUUCGAAGGGCUCACCAAUCCGAAACACGAUGCUAAGGUCAAGGGAUUGCUUGUUUCGGUGUGCAAUGGGGCUGUCGAGACUUUGGUGAAGACCACUCACCAUGUCAUGUCCAGUACCAAUGAUAAAUUGUAUAGCAGUGGCAGUGGCAGUGGCAAUAGCAAUGUUGGAGUUGGGGAAGGGUGGGUGGAGACAGUGUCGAGCACGCUGGAAGUUCCUAGCAACAGGAAGUUCGUGCUUGAUGUCACUGGGAGGGUAACAUUUGAGACAGUGAGGUCAUUUUUGGAAUUUAUUCUUUGGAAGUUGCAAGAUGGGGCAAGGAAGGGCGGGGGCACCGUGGUUGACAGUGGGCUGCGCGUUGUAAGGUAUAUGAGCGAUAAGUCUAUGGUUAUCGCCACGAUAUGUAUUACAUUGUGUUUGCAUGUGUUAAAUGGGACUAGGCUCUUGGUAACAGCUUGAGGGUGUGCAUGACAGUUUGGGGAUUGUUUGGUUUGCAUAAUUUAGCACAUUGUUUGUAUUAAACUCUAGGUAAUAAUACUGAAAUUGUAAAUCCAAAUAUGAAAAAGAAUGGAAAGAAGAUAAGUUGUGUUGCAAGGUUCUGCUGUAUCGUAUGUUUGAGAUUGUUCUGCACAGCUGUAGUGAGAGAAUGGUUGACCUGUUGUACUACCUGUUGGCGACCAUAUUUGCGGGGUUAAUUGAUAUUUAGUUGUGAUGUA
Phragmites australis (common reed) is the source of this 1551-nucleotide messenger RNA. RefSeq names its product protein PHLOEM PROTEIN 2-LIKE A10-like. NCBI's taxonomy places the organism in Eukaryota, Viridiplantae, Streptophyta, Magnoliopsida, Poales, Poaceae. The transcript has a single exon. Bases 176 to 1294 code for a protein of 372 amino acids. The record is from RefSeq and is a predicted model, not a curated record.